UUUAUUUUAAUCGGCCCAAGUUUUCAAACAGACUGGUUCAGCGACAGAGAAACCUGCACGUUAUAAAAUUGCUAUUUCCGCCAAGUAUUCUCAUUUCCACCAUCACGACAAAGAUUUCACUUCUUCCCUCUCUUCCAGACGCCUUAUCUCCCCCAACUCAGACUUUCCCAGAAGAAGAAGAAGAAGGUUGCAGAUGACGAUCGGUGCUUCUACAACCACCGGUAGUGACCAACAGUAUGAUCGAGCGACAGCGGUGAAGCAAUUCGACGAGUCCAAGAUCGGAGUUAAAGGUCUUGUAGACUCCGGCGUCACCACCAUCCCUCCUUUCUUCAUCCACCCACCGGAAAACCUCUCAAAUUCCAACUCCUCUACUUCAUCUCCUACCUCCGAUUUGAUCCCCGUCGUUGAUCUUACCGGCGUUGAUUCCGACCGUCGAUCUCUCAUCGUUGAACAAAUCCGAGAUGCCUCUAGAGAUUUCGGCUUCUUCCAGAUCAUCAACCAUGGCGUCCCCUCCGACGUUAUCAACCGCACCAUCGACGCCAUUAAAGGCUUCCACGAGGAGCCAACAGAGGAGAAGUCUAAGUACUAUAGUCGUGAACGUCGAGGCGUGGCCUUUUCCAGUAAUUUCGAUCUCUUCAAAUCCAAGGCCGCCAGUUGGAGGGAUACGGUUCAGAUGAGGUUGAGCCCAACUCAUCCCGACUUGGAGCUUAUUCCGGAGAUAUUCCGGCAUGAGGCGCUGGAGUGGGACGAACACGUGAAACGGGUGGGGGAGGUUCUGAUGGAGAUUCUAUCGGAAGGGUUGGGUGUGAAGUCGGAGAAGUUGAAGGAGUUAUCGUGUUCGGAAGCGAGGGUGAUGGUGGCCCACUACUACCCCUACUGUCCUCAACCCGAUCUCACGCUGGGGAUUACGUCUCACACUGAUCCGGGAGUGUUGACACUGCUGUUGCAGAACCAAAUCGGAGGGUUGCAGGUGAAGCACGGUGAUGAGUGGUUGGAUGUGAAACCUGUGCCUGAUGCUAUUGUCAUCAAUGUUGGCGAUAUUCUUCAGAUAUUAUCGAAUGAUGAGUACAAAAGCGUAGAACAUAGAGUGUUGGCGAAUCCUCACAAGAAGUCACGAGUCUCGAUUGCUAUUUUCUUCAAUCCAAGCAAGAGGGAGGACUUGUAUGGACCUCUGCCGGAGUUGAUAUCGCUGGAAAAACCUGCACUUUUCCAGCAAUUUACACUGGAAAAAUUCAUGAAAAAGUUCUUCACCAAGGAGCUGGAUAGCAAGUCAAUCAUAAAUUUCUUCAAAUUGUGAGGAAGUUUCAUGGAUGAGCAAUGUAAUUAAGAAUGACUUUACCUGCUCGAAGGUUUCCAUCUAGUUCCAAUUGAUGGUUAAUGUAUCUUGAACCAAUUUGAUUUAAAUGUAUAAUUGCAUGACACCACAUAAAUUAUAAUUCAACUCCGUUCUUCUCGAGGGAGUCUA
This is a messenger RNA of Macadamia integrifolia, 1465 nucleotides long. RefSeq names its product 1-aminocyclopropane-1-carboxylate oxidase homolog 1-like. Bases 194 to 1297 code for a protein of 367 amino acids. NCBI's taxonomy places the organism in Eukaryota, Viridiplantae, Streptophyta, Magnoliopsida, Proteales, Proteaceae. The record is from RefSeq and is a predicted model, not a curated record. The transcript has 2 exons.